Messenger RNA from Suillus plorans, 432 nucleotides. RefSeq lists its product as uncharacterized. The coding region runs from base 1 to 432 and encodes 143 amino acids. NCBI's taxonomy places the organism in Eukaryota, Fungi, Basidiomycota, Agaricomycetes, Boletales, Suillaceae. Gene Ontology annotation, cellular component: intracellular membrane-bounded organelle. The transcript is spliced from 6 exons. The record is from RefSeq and is a predicted model, not a curated record. Gene Ontology annotation, biological process: phosphatidylinositol dephosphorylation. Gene Ontology annotation, molecular function: phosphatidylinositol-3,5-bisphosphate 5-phosphatase activity.
AUGCUGGAGGAUGGUAACAAGGGAUCUGGCGGGCUUGGUAAGGCACACAUAAUCUUUGGUAUUGCAGGAUUCGUGAAGUUCACCGCUGGGUGGUACAUGAUCGUUGUAUCAAAGCGUUCUGUUGUGGCACUUCUUGAUCACAAGAUUGACCGUCCCGCCGAGGAGCAGCGCCUUGUGAAUAUGUUCAAUCAAGUUGACAUGUCGAAAAACUUUUACUUGAGUUACUCAUGCGAUAUCACCUCUACGCUUCAAAAUAACCUCACCAAGCCAAAACGUUUCAAUGGUACCAGAUGGCCCUUCAAUGAUCGAUACGCCAAACUUACUGUACUUGGGCGUGUAGUCUUUGUAACGCAAGUUAUUGCCCGUCGGUCGCGCCAUUAUGCUGGAGCUCGAUAUUUGACCCGUGGUGUCAAUGAAGAGGUACGAAACUAG